Messenger RNA from Sinocyclocheilus rhinocerous, 1452 nucleotides. Its product is annotated as CD44 antigen-like. Gene Ontology annotation, biological process: positive regulation of ERK1 and ERK2 cascade; cell adhesion; inflammatory response. The record is from RefSeq and is a predicted model, not a curated record. NCBI's taxonomy places the organism in Eukaryota, Metazoa, Chordata, Actinopteri, Cypriniformes, Cyprinidae. Gene Ontology annotation, cellular component: plasma membrane; macrophage migration inhibitory factor receptor complex; basolateral plasma membrane. The transcript has 5 exons. Gene Ontology annotation, molecular function: hyaluronic acid binding; cytokine receptor activity. The coding region runs from base 149 to 715 and encodes 188 amino acids.
GUGUGGUUAUUCAUGCACUUCCCUUUCCUCUGAUCUUUAUUAGUUCUGACACUCAAAUCUCACCUCCAAUAGUCCAAACUUGCAGCAGACUCUAAGCUCUACUAUACACCGUCUGGAUUCACAUACAGAUUCCUCACCAGCCAUCAGGAUGUGGGUUAUACUGUUGGGUCUCGCCUCUGCAUUACUGGCCUCCUCGAGAUCAGAAGAUACCACGGCAGUGCGCUCACGGAGCUGCAGCUACGCUGGAGUGUUUCACGUGGAGGGGAGAGAACGCUAUAGUCUGAAGUUUGAUGCGGCCGAGAGCUUGUGUGAGCUUUUAACCUCUUCAUUAGCCAGCCUGGAGCAGGUGGAAAUAGCCUACAAUAAAGGACUACAGACGUGCAGGUAUGGAUGGAUAAACAGCUCAGAGGUGGUGAUACUCCGUCACAUGCCACAUGAAAUGUGUGCUGGCAACCAAACCGGCAUCAUCAUAAUAACUCAAGACAGAGAAAAAUAUGAUGCCUUCUGUUAUGAUGCUACAGAUAUGUCAGAGAAGAACUGCACAGCUAUGAUUGACCCUGAUGGUUUAAACAAAACAGAUGUCUCAGCAUUUACAGAAGUCGCAACACACCGACCAAAUGCUGGAGGGGAAGAUUCUGAAAAUUCAACAUCUGAAAAAACAUUUGUGUCUGUCAUGUUGGUUUGGGUUUUUGUGUUGUUGUCUUUUAUUUUGUAGUUUAGUCCUGUUUCCUAAUUUGUCACGUGAUUCCCUUGCCCUCAUGUAUCUUGCCAUGUACUCCCUUAGUCAAUAGACGUGUUAGACUUCAUGCGCCGCUGCACAAACGAUCGGCGGCUGACUUGAAGCAGUGCAUGCUGGUUAGAAAUUCUGUCCGACUUGUUAUUUCUGUCCGAAUUAUAUUCUUGAACAUAUGGCGCUGUAUUAAGCAGUAUAUGAAAAGGGUUUCCGUUGUUUCAUGAAAACGUUUCUGAAAUGUCUGUGUAUUUGACAAAUAUUGCAUUUAAUUCACUUCAUCUGUGAUAGAGUAUGCAAACACCACGCGAGCAUCACUAUCGGGAGCAGAAAGUGUCUGACUUGAUGUCUCCGGUUUCAAUUCCGCCCCCCAACUGCAAGCGGCUACUCUUGCCGAUUGUUCUGUGCAGCACCGCAUGAAGUCAAACACGCCUAAUAUGUCAUGUUAUGAUUGGUUGAUUAAGUCAUUUGUUUUAAAACACAGUUGUUUCUCAUUGGUGGGAUUGUGUCAUGUGACCUGUAUUGUUUGGUAUAUAGACCUCAUGUUUUCCUUUGUCUCUUUUUGAGUUUUGUUUGUGUAACCACUGUUUGGUGAGUUUGUUCUUGUUCUAGUUCUUGUUUCUCCAAGCCAUGCCAUGCCAUGCCAAGUCUUUGUUAACUGUAUAUUUGCUCACUUUUGGAUAUCAUUAACCUGCACUCGCUUCAGUGAAAUUUGUUACAGU